Molecule: messenger RNA, 1894 nt
Organism: Melanaphis sacchari
Lineage: Eukaryota; Metazoa; Arthropoda; Insecta; Hemiptera; Aphididae
Gene: wcy
Product: WW domain-containing adapter protein with coiled-coil
Exons: 13
Coding region: 187-1788 (533 amino acids)
Biological process (GO): regulation of autophagy; positive regulation of TORC1 signaling
Cellular component (GO): nucleus
Molecular function (GO): RNA polymerase II complex binding; chromatin binding
Source: RefSeq, a predicted model, not a curated record
UUUUUUUCCUUUUUCACUCCAUUUUAUUACAUUUUACUAUUGGUCUCAUUUGAUGGCGUCCGGUCGCGUUUAAAGAUUUUUUUACGUUUUAUUGACCCCUAGAACCACGUACACGUCCACCUACAUUUGUUGUUAAUAAUAUAAUUCCAUUACUGGGCGGUGAAUUUCCACAGAUAAUCGGCAUUGAUGGUAAUGCAUGCGAGGAAACUUCAAAGGAUUAGUGAUGGGUAUUAUGACAAAAACCCGUCCCAUCAGUAUCAGAAUUCCAAAUAUUUAGUUUCAAAAAAUUCUAGUAGUGACCAAAAGUAUGGCAGUGUUAGGGGAAAUGGUACCUCGUAUCCAAGUCCUGGUCGAGGAAGUCCAUCAAGAGAUCGAUCAUACUCUAGCAAAAGUUCAUAUCAUUCACAAAAAAGUCACAGAGAUAAGGAGAGAGAUUCUCGAGACUAUAAAUCUAGGAAUAGUGAUAAAUAUUCUGAUUAUAGUAGGUCACCAAAAGAUAGACGAAGUAGAGAUGAAUAUAGAACAAACCACGAUCGGAUUAGUCCGGAAAAAAUGGUUGUUCAUUCUGUGAAGUGGUCAAAUUCUAGGGAUUCUAGAGAUUCUAGAGAAUCUGGUCAACGAAAAGUUGUUCAUAGCUCUUGUCAGAGUAGCAGCAGUAGUAGUAAUAACCGCGAAUCCAGGUCUGGCGGAAGUUCAACUGUUACUAAAGUUGGUGAUUGGUCUGAACAUACAAGUUCUUCAGGGAAAAAAUACUAUUAUAAUUGUAAAACUGAAGUAUCUCAAUGGGAUCAGCCAAGGGAAUGGUUAGAAGCUUAUCCAGCAUCUCAACCUUCUCGAACACAAUACCACCAUGACAAACAUUCCAAUAACUCUAUGAUGAGAUCAUCAUCAAUGAGCAAUCAUGUGAACAAAGUUUCACAGCAAUCCUCUCAACAACAAGUUAAUUGUACAAGUAGACCAACUCACCAUCAAAAAGAUGCUUAUUGGAAUCAAAUGAGAAGUAAUAAUCUUCCAAUAAAUGUUACGCAAUCUCAUCAUGUAUCUGAGUGUAAUGUAGAUAGGCUUGAACAGGAUGGACCAACAAUAAUCAAUUCCUGUGAUUCAUCACAAACACAAGAUAUGGAAUUGUGUAGUGGUGAUAGCACUCCUACUUCAGAAAAGUCAUUUCAACUAUCAAAUGUACCUGCACAAAGGCAUAGUUCUUCUACUCCUCAAUCACAAGUUAAAGGUGCUGAAGUUAAUAGUGAACCAUGUGAAAGAACAAAUGUUGAUGUUGGAUCAACAACACCGCCAUUAUCAAAUAUAACUCAGAAUUUAGUUGAUUCAUCAACAUCCAAUAAUGUUACUGAACGAAGUCCACCCACUCCUGCAAGCACAGAAACUAAUAACACCCAAGAAGUUAAAGGGAGUCCUGUAACAAGCCAUGCAGAACAAGUUGCCCAAGUCAACAAUGUAAUGAGUUACAGACAACUUGGAACAACAACAUCUCCAGUUAUGUCUAAUUUAGUACGGGAUGAUUUAACAUCACACGUUAAAACUUGGCCAGCUGAUAUUUUAGCAAAACAGGCGCAAAAAUUAAAUGAAGAAGCCCACAUAUUAGGAAGUGUACACUGUUCACGUGUAUCUGCAGAACUUAAAUAUGCAAGAUCUAUUGUUCGUUUGACUGAAGUUCAAGCAUCUUUAUUAGAACACAAGGUGUUAUUUUUACAGCAACAAAUUAAAACUUUAGAAAAAUUAAAAUCUGAAAAUUCGUUUAUGGGUGAAGGAGAUGAAGGAAGGAUGACUUAAAUAUAUUAUGAUUUUAGGACCCAACUACUAAUGCAGUUUUCUAUCAGAUCUCAGCGUUAUUAUUAUUAAUUCUAUGUAAAAAAAAAAAAAAAAAAAAAAAGAAGAA